AUGGAUGACAAGGAACCCUGCCAGACCACAUUCUGUAAAGCACUUCCCUUGAGUGGAGAAGGAAUUGUAUCAGCUAACAUUCAGAGGAGCACUCCUUUUGCCAUUCGCAUUAGACCAGCGCCAUGCGGGGAUGACAACGACAUAAGUGAUGCAGAAAAAGAUAAACUUGGGUACGUGGAGGUAGAAAUUAAGCCUAAAGUAGCAGUGUUCAAAUAUCGGAAGCCUGAUGGUGAGAAAGGAUAUUUAGCUCGCCCAACCGGGGAAAAUGGAGGUCUAGAGAUCGAUAAAAGGGUAUCCCAUUGGUUCAGCUUCAAUAGAAAUGACCGGAUCCUUAAGUACGGGAAGGGCUAUUUCAUGAAGGAGACCACGCUAUUGGAUACAGAAGAGUCCUUAUUUCCAAAAACUAAGGGCGAGAAUGACCCGUGGAAGUUCAUCUUUCGUCCAGAUGAGAGCAAAGAGAUUGUCACAAAAGAUGUGGAUGACAUGAAACGGCUGGUGGUUCUCGAAAGUCCAUGGGAGGGGAGGAGGGAGAGGCUAAUGUCAGUGCAAGGCGUAAAAGAAAAAGACAUUGACGACUUGUUGAACUCCAUUCCUUGUGCUGAGCGAUCUGAGCUGACAGCUAGAGUGAGUGUGGAGAAAAAAGUGUCGUUCUACCCUCAUCCCUUGACCUACAACUGGUCUCCGUUCGUGCUUGAUAGUUCCAAGGCGACUCUUUCGGAACGGGCGAAUAAUCGCUUCGUGCUGUCAGCCAGCCUUCCAGAGACCUCCAAGAACUGUACGCGAAUAUUGCCUCUCCAGACGUGGCUUUGGACUGGCCCUACAGCAUCCCUAGACUGUCGGACGCCAUCAACUACAGCAUCAGCACAGAAGGCAAGAUUCUUAACGAAAAACUGAAGGAAAAGGGGAAAGAUCACGGAAUGUCAUACCUGAGAGUCACUUUAGGACCCAAUCGUGGCUCAUCGCCCGGCGUACCGUACGUGUUGGAGAUUUGGCCUGCGAAUUCUGAAAGCCCCAUCCACAAUCAUGGCAAUGCGUAUGCCGUGAUCAAGGUUCUACACGGGGCAAUAAAAGUCACCAUCUACAACAAGACCUGGAAUUCCGAAGAUAAACAACAAGAGCUGACAAGUUUCACAGCAAAGCAGGAAGAUGUAACAUGGAUCUCUCCAAACUGGUUCCAAACACACAAGCUGACAAAUGAGUCCAGCGAUAUGUAUUGUGCCACCAUACAAUGCUAUAAGUAUGGCUGUGAAGAGGAGCUCAUGUGGCCAUACUUUGAUUAUCUGGAUGGAAAGACAGUGAAGGAGUUCCUACCCGAUAGCGAUUUUGAUUACACGAAACUGCGAGAAGACUUACUGGAGGAAUAUCGCAGAGAUCACUGUGUGGUGAAGGCCAAAAUCUGA
Porites lobata is the source of this 1400-nucleotide messenger RNA. Lineage: Eukaryota; Metazoa; Cnidaria; Anthozoa; Scleractinia; Poritidae. The record is from the annotation of a GenBank genome assembly.